Messenger RNA from Coffea arabica (coffee), 909 nucleotides. The record is from RefSeq and is a predicted model, not a curated record. NCBI's taxonomy places the organism in Eukaryota, Viridiplantae, Streptophyta, Magnoliopsida, Gentianales, Rubiaceae.
AUGAAAAAUCGCGAAUUAGAGAUAAAUGAUGAAGAACCGUUAAAGAUUGAGAAGGAUAAAGGAGGGAUUGAUGAAAUUAACGUCGUGAAAAGGUCGAAAAAGAAGGGAAAACAUAAGAAAAAUCGUGAAUUUGAGCCGAGCACUGAAGGCUUGUUGAAGAUUGGCCAAGAAGCAGAUAGGCUUGACAAAGUUAAGGUACAGAAAAGUUCGGACAAGAACAAAAAAGAUAAGAGAACUGGCCAAUCGGAGUUAAGGAAUAAGGAGAGAGAACAAAUUGAGCAAAGCCCUGAUGGGGUUGGGGAGGAAAGGAAAAAAAAGAAACAUGAAAAGAUUGUGAGAGGUGAAGAUACAGAGGAAAGAGAUGAGGGUAGGAAUAAGGCUAAGCAAGAGAUUGUGGAAGUUGAAAGGAACAUUACUGAUGGAGUUGAAGGUGAAAGUGUGAAGAGGAAGGAUAAGAAGAAGAAAAAGAAGGAUGAGUGUGAGGAGGAUGGAGAAAAUGUUGGCAAAAAAGGAAAGAAAAAUAGCCAAUCGGAGGUGAGGUGUGAGCAGAGAGAACAGAUUGAGCGAAUCCCUGACAGUGGGGUUGGGGAGGAAAGGAAAAAGAAGAAACAGGAGAGGAUUGGGAGAAGUGAAGAUAGAGAGGAAAAAGAUAAAGUUAAUAAUAAUACUGAGCAAGAGAUUGUGAAAAUUGAAAGAGACAUGGAUGGAGUUGAAGGUGUCACGAGUAAGGAUAAGAAGAAGAAGAGAAAAAAGAAUGAGGGUGGAGAUGAUGGAGAAAAUGUUGGCAGCGAAAAAGGGAAGAAGAGGAAGAGUAGGGAGAUUGAUGGUGGAGAGAGAAGUGAUUCUGCAGAGCAGAGUGGAAAGAAGAGGAGGAAAAAGAGAAAAACUGAAGGGUUUGAUGAAUUAUGA